AUGACAACAGAAGUCUUCUCUCUAUCUCUUGGAUUUAUUUACAGGAAACAGAUCCAAGCUAUGCUCGGCCAAUUCAGCGAGGCAGAGGCCUUGUUAAUAAAUGCUGGAGUGCAGCCAGGAACUAUUGAUGGAGUUCUUUUGGAUCUGGGGUGCUCCUCCAUGCAACUUGAUGCUCCUGAGCGAGGUUUCUCCCUUCGGAAGGAUGGCCCCUUGGACAUGAGGAUGGAUGGAGACAGGUAUCCUGACAUGCCCACUGCUGCUGAUGUUGUGAAUGCUUUAGAUCAGCAAGCACUUGCAUCCAUCCUAAGAGCAUAUGGAGAGGAGAAGCAUGCCAAGAAAAUUGCUUCUGCAAUCAUUCAAGCUCGCAGGGUUUACCCUAUCUCGAGAACCCAGCAGCUUGCUAGCAUUGUUGCAGGUGCCUUUCCUCCCUCUGCUGUCUAUGCAAGAAAGGACUUGCUGCAAAGGUCUACCCACAUCGCUACCAAGACUUUCCAAGCGCUUCGCAUCUUUGUGAACAAUGAGCUGAAUGAGCUCUACACAGGACUGAAAACAGCACAGAAAUUUCUGAAAAGUGGUGGCCGCCUUGUUGCCCUCUCCUUUCAUUCUUUAGAAGAUCGCAUUGUGAAACGAUUUUUGCUUGGGAUAAGCAUGACAGAAAGAUUUAACCUGAGCAUUAGACAGAAAGUGAAGCAAACUUCACAGCUGAAUUCAAGUCGUGGGAGUGUUGAGAGUGAAAGGAGCAGCCCUGUAAGAGCUCCUCUGAUGUGGGAUCUCAUUCACAAGAAGGUGCUCACUCCGGAAGAUCAGGAUAUCCAAGAAAACCCCAGAGGGCGCUCAGCCAAGCUAAGGGCAGCUAUCAAAUUAUGAGGCUCUUAUUAUUCGAUCCUUAAAUUUUCCUCCUGUACUUCUGUUUUUGUUUUCUAAUAUAGAAGUGUUUCUGAACACUUUAAUGCAACGUAAAGUAUGGGGCAGCCUGGAAAUGAGUGAUAAGUAUUUUUUUCUCUAAAGAUAAUGUAGGAAGCUUUGACAUGGCAUAAAAACUUCCACUCAGAGAUCACAGAGUCUCAAAAUGGGAACUUGUUGAUCUCUGCGUUGUAUUUGAAUUAUAAAAUUCAGUCAUUUCUUUAAUGAAAAAAGUGGAAAACCACAGAGACAGCUGACAGGAGCUUCUGAGAACCCUGGGACUCUAGACAAA
Messenger RNA from Phodopus roborovskii (desert hamster), 1195 nucleotides. RefSeq names its product 12S rRNA N4-methylcytidine methyltransferase-like. The transcript has 3 exons. Gene Ontology annotation, biological process: rRNA base methylation. Lineage: Eukaryota; Metazoa; Chordata; Mammalia; Rodentia; Cricetidae. Gene Ontology annotation, molecular function: rRNA (cytosine-N4-)-methyltransferase activity. The record is from RefSeq and is a predicted model, not a curated record. The coding region runs from base 1 to 867 and encodes 288 amino acids.